AUGGAGCUGUUGACAUGGCCGCAAAUGGCGAGGACCUCUUCUCUAUAUGACGUGUACGACUCAUCCGAGUGCAAGAAGAUGCUCGGUAACGGGCGAAUUCGGAGACAAAUUUUUAGGCAAAAAGCCCAUGUCGAUAUCUUCGUCGUAGAGCUUCACGUCGUCUCCGAUAGAGAGCACCAAAAACAUUUUAAAACGCACGAGGAUCUCAUUUUAUACAUGGCUGUCAUGACGAAUGCCGUGAACUUAAGGUAUCUGGACAUGACGAGACCAAGGAUAAAAUUCAUUCUAGUUGGAGUAACAAGGAGUUUAGAGGAUGAUUUCGCUAAAAUUAUAGAUGGAGCUAUUAUUGGGCCAGAAACACUGGAAGGCUUGAUAAAAUCUUACAGAGAAGGAAAAAUCGCGGGUGCGCCUGACGUGGUGCACCUCAUAACUGGCCGAGACAUGGCCCGCUAUGAAGAUAAUACUCUGGAUAGAAGCUACGAAGGAGUUUCAAAUCUAGGCUCUGUCUGCACUAAGUACGCAGUCGGCUUAAGCGAAGAUACUGCAACGACAUUCCUGGGAGCAGCUGUCAUGGCUCAUGAACUCGGUCAUGUGUUGGGAGCACGGCACGAUCAUCCUCCGAAGUGCCCGUGGUCAGAAGGAUAUCUAAUGAGUUACCUGGAUGGAGGUGCUAAAAAAUAUCGGCUUUCUUCGUGCACUGCAGAGGACAUACGCAAUACUGUGAAGAAACUGCCAUGGGAGUGCAUAAGAAUAGUUUCGCGCACAAACUACAUGUCCCUACACAAGGCACUUCCAGGCCAAAUUAUUAAUGAGGAGAAUUACUGCCGGAAAUUUCUGAAGGUUGAUGACAAGCGAGAGAAUGUCUACUCCGUAAAGUCCAUGCACAAGGAGUUCAAAGGGCUCAAGCAGUACGUGGAUGAGCCUCUCCACGGCGUUAAGAGGACCCGCAAGCGACAGCCUACCAUUGGUGACAAGCCGAAUGUCAAAUACACUGUAACCACGGAGACUGAGGACUCAACUUUGGGCGCUUCCCAACAUGGCAAACAGAGCACCCAGACAAUAUGA
Dermacentor andersoni is the source of this 1065-nucleotide messenger RNA. Lineage: Eukaryota; Metazoa; Arthropoda; Arachnida; Ixodida; Ixodidae. The record is from RefSeq and is a predicted model, not a curated record.